Molecule: messenger RNA, 2182 nt
Organism: Chilo suppressalis (striped riceborer)
Lineage: Eukaryota; Metazoa; Arthropoda; Insecta; Lepidoptera; Crambidae
Source: the annotation of a GenBank genome assembly
ACUUCACCACAUAGUUUAGAUCAUAAGUAGUUAAGCAUGUGGAAGUGGGUGUACAUAGCAGCAACCUUCGUUAGCUACUGCACGGGGCUGAUAUUCGCAGACAGUUCAGCAUCAGCUUACGCAACUGCUUCAGCCAUAGUCAGUAUUUGCGGAAAAAACGAAAGAUCGGUGAAAUGUCCUGAGACUCUUUGUGUACCCCUGAGUUGCAAACAAGCUGGGUUCCCCGUUCCCUGUCCUUUAGUAGGGCCAGGUGGACCAUGCAAUAAGCCUGCUGAAUGCAUAUGUAUCGAUGGGUACCUACGAAACAACAAAGGAGUCUGCGUGCCGAAGCUACAAUGCCCGUCCUGUGGAGGAGAUGUAAAUGCGAGACCAGGUUGCGGCUUCCAGUGUGAACGUCGACGUUGUGAUAGAAAUAUUUUAACUGAUUCAAACCCAUGCCCUUGUGACCAGAAUGGAUGUGUGUGCAAAGGGGGCUAUGGUUAUGAUGACGUACAAAGAAAAUGCGUUUUACCGCAGCAAUGCUCUAAACCCAAGGAGAAUGAGGUUUUUUCUCCUUGUGGGGACUUUGGUUGCGAUAAACGAAAUUGCACUCAGAUUGAUCAGCCCGAUAUCUGCAUAGAUCCUAUCGAGUGUUUCGGCGGUUACGUUUGCAUCGAAGGUUAUUUGCGAGCACAGAACGGUACCUGCAUCCCCAGAGACCAAUGUUACGAUGAUUUAUGUCCAAAACCGAAUGAGUACUACGAUUCCUGCCCGGGCUCUUGUCCCGCGAGGACAUGUGGUAUCGACGAUCGACUGCUCGACUGUGUUCCCGAACUUGAGCCUGGUGACCCUGACUGCCCCGCACCAGCUUGCCGUUGCGAGCGUGGUUACUAUAGGGACAAUAACGGUAACUGCGUAGUUUGGGAAGACUGCCCCGGCAACACGACCCCUAAAGUACCAGUAAAAUGCUCUGAUGAUGUCUUAGAGUUACUACAAUACGGAAACGCUAUAUUUACUGCAAAAUUCCUUUACGAAGCCUACAAAACAUCUUUUAAAAAAAGUUUGAUAAUGUCGCCCUUAUCUGUCUUCGUACCCAUGGGUGAAUUGGCUCUCUAUUCUGAAGGGGAAACUUAUGUACAACUUAUGAAAGCAUUGAACCUACGAACCAAAAACGAUAUCAGAUGCGUCUUCCCGACUUUGACAAACAAUUUAAAAUCCGACAAAGAUGUGAUACUUACGAUGGCAGCCCGGAUAUUUUCUACUGAUGAUUAUCCUCUUUCACAAAACUUUUUGGAUGACACGAAAAAUGUAUUUGGUGCUGAAGCAGAGAGCUUAGAUUUUAAUAAUGCUCAAAACGCAGCUGAUAGAAUUAAUGCAUGGGUCGCCGAUAAUACUAACAACCGCAUAAAAAACAUCGCUUCACCGCAAAUGUUUGACGAGUAUACAAGGCUGGUCCUCGCAAAUGCCAUCUUCUUUUUGGGCAACUGGGUGCGUCAAUUCAAUCCAAACAAUACCGAGAAUCGUCCAUUCUACACGGCUAAUAAUAAAUCAGAAGAAAUUCCGACUAUGUACCAAGAAAGCAAUUUUAAAUAUCGAGAAGAUGGUGACCUAGAUUGUAAGGUAUUAGAAAUGCCUUACAAAGGAGGAGACUUCUCAUUUGUCGUAUUUUUGCCAAAUGCUGUAGAUGGUCUCUAUGCUUUAAUAGAAAAACUGCUAGAACCAAAAGCAUUCUACAGUGCAUACAAUGCCACUUCUUAUAGGAAAGUUAAUGUUUACUUACCAAAAAUCAAAGUUGAAUCUGAAUAUAAUCUAGGAGAUAUUAUGCAAAAGAUAGGAAUCACAGAUAUAUUUGACGGAAGAAAAUCCAACUUGACUGGCAUUUUACAAAAAUAUGAACCACUAAAUGUAUCUACUGCGGUGCAAAAAGCCUUUGUGGAAGUUGAUGAAACUGGUACAGAAGCGGCGGCUGCCAACAUAUUCAUCGUAGGAACGACUUCAGCAGAAUACCCCGUUAACAACUUCGAUGCAAAUCAUGGUUUUGUUUUCUACAUUAUGUAUAAGGACAUGCCUAUUUUCUGUGGUACUUUUGAAAACUAAGGUGAGCAAUCGCAUAGGCUGAGAGUGAAUAAUAUGUCCAAUCUUUUAUUGUUAUAUCGAAUUGUAUCCACAUCAUGAUUUUGAAUAAUUAUAGUUUUGGUCAGAU